UUAAAAUCUUCGCAAACCCUAAUUUUCUCACUCAUCUCCAUUCGGCUGCGACCUCCUUAAUCACCUACAGAUUUCUUCUUCAUUCUUCAUCCUUUUUUUCUGUAAAAGAUUUCUUGAUCCGAAAUGGGUAGAGUUCGAACAAAAACCGUGAAGAAAUCCUCUCGUCAAGUCAUCGAGAAAUACUACUCAAAGAUGACUCUUGAUUUUCACACUAACAAGAAGGUUCUAGAAGAAGUAGCCAUCAUCCCAUCAAAAAGGCUUCGUAACAAGAUUGCUGGAUUCUCGACCCAUCUCAUGAAAAGGAUCCAAAAAGGUCCAGUUCGUGGAAUCUCGUUAAAAUUGCAGGAAGAAGAAAGAGAAAGGCGUAUGGACUUUGUCCCAGAUGAAUCUGCCAUUAAAGUCGAUCGUAUUGAGGUUGAUAAAGAGACUCUUGAUAUGUUAGCUUCUCUUGGUAUGGGAGAUUUGCCUGGUCUUGUUGAGGUUGCUGCUGAAACUGCCCCUGUGGUUCCUACUCCUUUUGGCCGUGGUGCUGGUGGUGCUAGAAGGUUCUAAGAUCUUCUAAGAAUUGUUAUUAUUGCGUUUUCGAUGUUUUCAAGCAAUGCUUUUUUAAAAAAUUUCUAAAAAGUAAAGAAAUUUUGGUCUUUGUUUUGUAUUUGGUACUAUUGCUGAUUUAGUAAUUGGUGAAUUCUGUUUAAUUUGUGUUGUUUUUUCUGAAUAUAUUUGUUUGAUGGUGUUACUGGUAU
Messenger RNA from Amaranthus tricolor (Joseph's coat), 743 nucleotides. Its product is annotated as 40S ribosomal protein S17-like. The coding region runs from base 124 to 552 and encodes 142 amino acids. The record is from RefSeq and is a predicted model, not a curated record. Gene Ontology annotation, biological process: translation. The transcript has a single exon. NCBI's taxonomy places the organism in Eukaryota, Viridiplantae, Streptophyta, Magnoliopsida, Caryophyllales, Amaranthaceae. Gene Ontology annotation, molecular function: structural constituent of ribosome. Gene Ontology annotation, cellular component: ribosome.